UUAUUUUAACUUCAUACAACACUCUCAACUUUCCCCUCACAGCUGACAGAGGAAAAUGAACUGGGGCUUCUUGGAGAACAUCCUCAGUGGUGUGAACAAGUAUUCCACUGGCAUCGGGCGGAUCUGGCUCACUGUGGUCUUCCUCUUCAGGAUCUUGGUGUACGUGGCGGCGGCUGAGCAGGUAUGGAAGGACGAGCAGAAGGACUUUGUCUGCAACACACGGCAGCCUGGAUGUUGGAACGCCUGCUUCGACUACUUCUUCCCCAUCUCCCAGGUGCGCCUCUGGGCUCUGCAGCUCAUCAUGGUGUCUACUCCGUCCCUGCUGGUGGCACUGCAUGUGGCCUACAGGGAGCACCGCGAGGCCAAGCACAAGUGUAAACUGUAUAAAGACAAAGGCAGCAUUGAUGGGGGCCUCUUCACCACCUACGUCAUCAGCCUGUUGUUCAAGACGGCUUUUGAGGUGGGCUCCCUGCUGGUUUUCUACUUUGUCUACAAUGGCUUUGACGUGCCUGUACUGUACCGCUGCAGCCAGAGUCCCUGUCCCAACACGGUGGACUGCUACAUCUCCAAAGCCACCGAGAAGAAGAUCUUCCUCUACAUCAUGGGCUGCACCUCUGUCCUGUGCAUCAUUCUGAAUUUGGUGGAGAUGGUGUACAUCAUUUGGAAACAGUUGUGGAAGUGUUUCUCCAAGCGACAACAAUGGGAUUUAAAACGUUUUCCAUCAGGAGUGAAGCAUUCGGGUUGGGUGCAGGUGCUGACUGAUGGGGGGGUACGGGGAAAUAGAUAACAUUCUUCCUCUGAGCUGCUGCGUUACCUUGCUGGUUCUGAGGUGAAGUGACCAAACUAGGAUUGACGACGCAUGGUUUUGGCGGCGCUGGGGCAUAGGUUAUCUUGA
Molecule: messenger RNA, 895 nt
Organism: Scomber japonicus (chub mackerel)
Lineage: Eukaryota; Metazoa; Chordata; Actinopteri; Scombriformes; Scombridae
Gene: gjb7
Product: gap junction protein beta 7
Exons: 2
Coding region: 56-787 (243 amino acids)
Biological process (GO): cell communication
Cellular component (GO): connexin complex
Source: RefSeq, a predicted model, not a curated record